Messenger RNA from Porites evermanni, 15416 nucleotides. The record is from the annotation of a GenBank genome assembly. Lineage: Eukaryota; Metazoa; Cnidaria; Anthozoa; Scleractinia; Poritidae.
UUUCAGGAUUUGUCAUCAUUUCCUAGCACAGCCUCUACAUCACAGGAAGACCAUGAAAGCAUUUCAGGAACCACUUCCUCCAGGAAAUUGAGAGUUACUCUGUUAAGCAGUGAAUGGAGAUCAACAAAAGGAGGCUUGUCAACCAUCAACCGAGAGCUGGCCAUUCAGUUGGCAAAACAUCCCAGCGUGGAGGUCAGCAUUUAUCUUCCUCAGUGCAGUGAGGAGGAUAAACGAGUUGCUGCAUGUCACAGUGUUACUCUCAUUGAAGCAGAAAAAAGGCCAGGUUUAGAACCAGAACUCUGGCUGUCUUGUCUGCCAAAAGACCAUGUUGUGGAUUGUGUGAUAGGACAUGGGGCUGUUCUUGGCCGGCAAGUACAGAUUAUAAAACACCAUCAUCAUUGUAAGUGGAUUCAGGUCGUUCAUACAGCUCCCGAAGAGCUUGGAAUGUACAAAGGAUAUGAAGAGCACAUUUCCAAAGGUGAGAAGAAGCACCAAGUGGAGAUUGAACUCUGUAAAUUGGCUGAUCAAGUUGUAGCGGUUGGACCCAAGCUGGCUGAAGCUUUCUCAGGUUAUCUUCGUCCCUGUGGAAAAGAUCAAGAUGUUCUCAAUCUUACUCCGGGCAUUUUCUCUGAGUUUGCUGAUGUAAAGCAAGCCUCUCAAGAAAGGAGUUCAUUCAGUGUUUUGGUGUUUGGACGUGGCGACAGUGAAGAUUUUCAGCUGAAGGGAUAUGAUAUCGCUGCCCAAGCCAUUGCUGAGUUGAAAGACACGACCUACAAACUUGUGUUUGUUGGGGCAACAAGCGGAGAAGAGGAGAAAGUAGCAGACUUGUUACUUAAGUAUGGCAUUGAUCGCAGUCAACUCAGGGUGCGUCGUUUUAAUGAAAGCAGAGAGAAGUUAGCCCAAUUGUUUUGUGAAGUAGAUCUUGCUAUAAUGCCAUCCCGAACUGAGGGAUUUGGUCUAGCUGCCCUUGAGGCUUUAUCUGCUGGUCUGCCUGUGCUUGUCAGUGGGAACUCUGGUUUUGGAGAGGCUUUGAAGAAAGUUCCUUUUGGUUCGAGCUGUGUGAUAGAGUCAGAAGAUCCUAAAGAAUGGGCCAAUGUAGUCAAAGCUGUCCGCCAGAAAGACAGGGAGAUGCGACUUGGGGAGUCUAAAGUUGUAGGUAGAGCAUAUGCGGAAAAGUACAUCUGGGAGGAACAGUGUGAUAAACUCAUAGAAAGGAUGAAAAUCAUCACUUUAGAAGGUCAGUUAAAUUAGGCACCGUCUAUUUCUUCUUCUGUGUUAUUAGACUUGGGAAACAGGUGUGACAUACACGGCAUUUGCUCAUAAAAAGUUGCAAUGUGGCACUCAUUAACGUUUGAAAGCAUUUUUUGACACACCUCCCGUUUAGACGGAGAACUUUUUAAAGAGUCACGGACAGUUGCAUAUCUGUUUUGACAGAAAUCGCUAAUAAAGUUGCAAAAGAGAUGGGCUUGAGUUCUGAAACAAUGACAAAUACUUUUUGCUGCUCACCAACUCGAGUUCCACCAAAAGGCUAUACGUUUCGGUUAGUAUUGAGGAAUGCUGACAGAAAGGGGGGGAAUCACUUGUCACAAAUGAAAUAUUUAUUAAGAGUGAAGGGCUGUCAUUAAGAGGCGGGGACCGGGGAUUUCCCCUGGCUACUAUGAAUGUGGCCUCCGGCUCUUGUUAGCAGUAAAUACUGUUUUGUAAACAUUUUGGUGUACUUUAACAAAUUAGCGAAUAAUUUUUAAACCGCUCAAUAGAUUUUUUUAAAAAAUUCGAUUCUCGAGAUUAAGCGUCGUUUUAGGAGACCUUUGGGUCGCAAGAUUAUUGAUAUAUUGUACGGCAGUAAAUUAAGGGCUACAAUUCGCCAAUUUUUUAUCUGAAGAUUCGUCUUAACAAGUGAAAGCCUCUCAUUAUUCAAGGGAAUUGUCUCCCAAGUUUCAUUUUCAUGUGAACAGCAGUAAAAGAGCGCCUCGAUACAUACUAAUCAAAUCCUUCUUUCUAGCAAUCGGCUGGAGCUUUUACAUCUCCAUGGGAGGUGUUAAAAUGUUUUGCAUGCGGCGUUGUUUGCGAACGCGAGGAAAGUUGAUGUAGCGAAUUUCAGGUUAAAAAUUAGGUCAUUUCAAGACUCCAACCUCGAAAAUCGACAUUCAAACUUUUAUCGGAUGUCCUGACCGUCGCUCUGAAAAGACUUGUUUUGAGAGCUUCGUGGUGUAAGUACCCAUAAAAUUUGGAAUUAGGAAAGCCGAAACUGCAAAGAAAUGUAGCUAGAAUUUUGCUGCACGAGCACGAGAACAAAUCAUGAAAACAAACCUUUUGCUUCUGUUGUCGUGGUGGUUUUGAAAGCCUGGUUUCCAUACAAUUGUUCGCAUUACCCUCAUCUCAUCGCCUCCAUUUUUGGGCGAUGUAAGUAUAUAUUUAAGUAUCUUCAUCUCAUUGCCUCUAUAUUGUGGGGCAAUAGAGAGGAUGCGGAUGAUUAUAUAAAAACCAGCCUAUAAUCGUAUUUCAGUUUUAUUUAAGGUCGUGUUGUUAGCCUGUGUAGCUUAUUGGAUCAGAAGGAGUUGGCGUUUGGCAUCCUUACUGUGCCUGCGGCUUUGCAGCCCAAACAGGGAAAAAGCACUCAUGGAAUGAAGGAGUAGUCAUGCGAGAUUAACCCCCCCCAGCUACUCAGAUUCCAGAGUUAUUCUAAGGAUUAUCGUUUAACUGCAAACAUAGCAUAUGAGUCGUCAUAGUAACAAACUCUGAUUUGCACGAGUUGUCUUUCGAACUUGCGAUCGUCCAUCUGUAGGAUCGUCUCUGUCGCCUGAAAACGCAUAACAACGAGUUUUCCUUUCCUUUUUGAACCUGCAUGUGGUCCCUAACAAUUCAAUUCACCAUGGGUACAUUUGACAAAUUAAGAGAGAGUUGGAAAUAUCGCGAUGAAUUUGAUGAAUGAAUCCGCGAGGAAGGAACAUGAAUCUAUUUUUGAUUAUUUGUUACUGCUUUCAUCUGUGUGGUUGUUGUAAUAAUCCAAAUGUAAAACUACUUAAAAACGGGAACAGUAAACUUCAUUGUAAAUUUGCCAAACAUGUAAGUCAUAGGACUGUUUUACUUUUUAAAAUAAGAAUGCUUCGUUUGUACAUCUGCAGUUUUCUUUUUUGUUACAAAGUUUAACUUUUCACAUGUAAAUACAACAGAAAGAUGACAAUGGUUUGUCGUAAAAUUGUAGCCCCGGCUUUCAAGAAAUUUCCUUGUAUGUUGUUGUGUCAACGGUUCAUUUUCAGAAAACCGACAGUGAUUUCGCUUAUCUUAAGAAAGUCAUCUGACUUAAAGGUUGAUUUCCAGUGUCGCGUAAUUUUUAGGUGCGUACGUGCGUAAAAUUUACGCGCGUUAAUGAAACGGAGGCAAUGCAUGAAAGGUCGCUCGUAACGGUAAAAGUUGAACCUCGCUCAACUUCUCGUUUAAGCUCAGCACUUUUUAUGUUGCCUCUAUCUUAUUUACGUGAUUAAAAUUUAUGUGCGUUAACGUACGUAGCCAAAAACGCGUCAGUGGAAAUCAACGUUAAGACCGCAGUCAAAGACACAAAGGGUGCGUUCCAUUGGGAUGUUCCGGAUCAGGAUCAGUGACCCGUGAUCUGAGGUCACUCGUUAUCAUAGUGCAUUAAAGGAACCGACGAAUCCACUCUAGGAAAGGAUUCAUCAGUUCACUCCGAGUGAUCUUAGAUCACUGAUCCUGAUCCGUAUCAUACCAAAGGAACGCACCGUUAGUGUCCUUGUUAUAGUGUUUAUGCGGCAAGGUUGGCUCAAUAGUCUACUUUUGAUAUCAUCAUGCUUGAUUUUAAUUGAUCGAAUACGGAAAGUAGGCUAUCGAAGUGGCUUUGAACUCUUUAUUUUUAACACUGGCUAACCUCCGUUCAACUAACUGGCCGUGUGACUUUGGUAAAGAAUGGUGUUACUACUUUUUUGCAGUUCCUAAUAUAGAUGAGCAACAUUCCGAGAAAGCCUCUGUGAUCUGCGAAGAUGAAAAACCCUUUUCUUCUGAGAAACGUCUUCAUAAAGGUAUUCUUGAAUCUUAGAGAUAUUAACAAUAUAUUUAUUGAUUACAAGAGCUAACUGUUUUUGUUUUCAAGUAGGAAAUAUACUGUAGUCUAGAAUGAGCUGGUUGUGUAUUUAAUCCGGAAUAUUGAAAUUACAAGGAAGGCUCAAAGCACUGAACAAGCCUGACUUGUCUAAAAAAGAGUCAAAAUUCUUUAACUCUAUUGCUUCUUCAGUUUUUGAAAAUUCAGACUCGUUUCAGGUUUAUUAGAAAGGUGAAAAAUUCCUUAACUCUGUCACAGGCGAGCUUUGUCAGUUGAAAAUACGGUUGCAUUUAUAUAUACAACAUACACGUUUUACAACUUAAUCAGUGCUCCAUUAUGUACUGUUUGUAUGUGACAGAAGUUAGUAUUUCUCUUUUAAGUGAUGUGCAUCAAGUUUGGUAUUCGUUCGUGCUGAAAUUCGAAUGUUUGAUGCCUUAUUAAAAAUGGAUAUACUUCUGUGCAUUCAUGCGGUUGAUGAAACCUCGAAAUUCCUAAAAUUAACACAAUUUGGGGGCUUGGAAAUGUUGUGAUAUUGCUACGGGCUAUCUACCCUCCAACGAUUUUCUUUGUUAGGAUUAAUUGUCAGCGCAUUCAGCGUUAAGAAUACUUCUCAUUAAAAAAGUUCUGUUGAUUUUUAAAAGGUCUUAGGCUCAGUUAUUUGGGCAAACGCUUAAUGUUAGUUGAUUUAAUUGCAGGCGCAACAAAGAGAUCCAGGUCUUCAACGAAAGGCAAAAGGCCGUUAUCUUCGAGUGCUGUCUCAACUCCAAAACAACCGAGACUAACAAGAUAUGAAGGUAAAGGUUGUUUUUGGUUUAUUUAGAGUACGGGUUAGUAUUUCAUAUACGUAAACUUCCUUGAUUCUUGUAUGGUUUUGUGUCGUUGGUCUUGUGUUCCUAAAAUGCGGUUUCAUAAGCUGCAUAACUUACAUAAUAAAAAUGUGGUGGUUCCUUUUUUACAUUGUCAAAGAUUCAAAAUCUUUUAUUUCGAGCAUCAACCUUAAUAUGGAUUCGCUGACAAAGAGCUUGAGUUCAAAACGCCAGCUUUUCAAUCCUUUUACAAUGCGGAAAAGUUAACUUUAAAAGUCAACUCUGUUGAUUAAACCCAAACUAUCAUGUCUCACCCCGCUUUCCGUUUCCUGGCGGCCUCUCUCUUCGUUUAGCCUUUGGUUCAUUCUUUGCAUUCUUUUACCCCAGUAAAAGUGUGACUUGUUGCCUGGUCCCAUUGCCCACUUAUGUCCAGAAAUGCAUGCAAUGGCGAAACUGGCGAAAAAUCGCCAGCCGCUGGCGAUUUGAAUUGGAUGCCAAAAGUGGCCCCUUGGAAGCUAGCGAUUUUGGCGAAAAUGGCGAUUUUGGCAAAAAUCGCCAGAGGGGUGGUGAUAAUAGCGAUAAACGUCCCAGACCCUUGGAGACUGGCAAUUUUGGCGAAAAUGGCGAUUGUAGCGAAAUUGGCAAUUUUGGCAAAAAUCGCCAGAAAUGCAUGCAAUGACGAAAAUGGCAAAAAAUUGCCAGCCUCUGGCGAUUUGAUACGCCAUUUUUGCCAAAAUCGCCACUUUCCAAAGGGCCCCUUUGCCAUCUCAUUUGAAUUUUUGUUUACAGUUUGGCGAUUUUGGCAAUUAGGCGCCAUUUCUGCCAUUUUCGCCAAUGCGUGCAUUUCUGGACAUAUCUCCCAUUGCCGUGGGGGCUCAUGGCUGGAAGGCGCGGGUUUACCAGCCAAGGGGGGCUUGCUGUAACUUUGUCUAGGGGCUUGCUUUGCUAAAAGGGGAAGCCCCUGGGCAUCCCAGGCACUCGCCUCCACUAAGCUACGCAGUUGUUAAAGAGAGGUGAAAUAUUUCUUAACUCCUUCUCAGGCGAGCUUUGUCCACUGAGUUUUAAGUAAGCUCUGUUCCUGCCUUGUAAAGUUGCCGUGUCACGGUCAGGAGGGGGGAAGCUACUUCCCAUACAUUCUCUUAAAUGAAAUCCAAACGAUGUUCUCACAACUUGCAAAGCGAUCAGCAAGGGUCAUGCCAGCGGAUUUGUGUACUGAUCAUGCGCAUUACGUCAAAAACCAUAGAUCAACGGUCUUGAGAAAAAACAAAAACAUGGCAGUUGAAGGCGGGACUGUUUCUCACUAUUAUAUUUUGGUUCUCUUCCCCCCCCCCCCCCCCCCCCCACCCCCCCCCCCCCCUGGUCACGGUAGUCUAAUCUAUUUGUUUAAUUUUCUCAUUACUAGCUUAAAGGUGGAUUUCCACUGUCGCGUAAUUUAUACGCAACAGCAGAAAUCUAGUAAUUGAUUACGGAUAUACUUUUCUGCAGUUCAGUAAGUGGUUCAUAAAACCUCGAAAUCCCUCAAAGUAAGGACUGUCGGGGGGCCUUGGAAAUGUUUUAGUAUUGCCUGGCUAUCUGUCCUCCAAUAAUUUUCUUUGUUUUUAGCCGUAAGCAGGAUUUCUUAUUAGUGUAUUUAGCUUUAAGAAUAUUUUUUUGUCUAAUAAUCUUUUAUAAAUUACGAAAAUAUCUUCGGCAAAGUUAACUGGACAAAAGUUGUUCCUACGGAUGGCAAGGAUGGACAUGGAUUGAAACUUGAAAAAAUUGGGCCAAUUUUUGUAAACAUUUUAAUGCUAUGCCUUCAGAAAUUAAAAAAAAACUGAUAUUACGUAAUUUCGCGAUUUUGGCAAGACAGUAUUUCGCAGGGUUUUAUUUUCGCGAUUUCACUAGGCAAUUAUAGAAAAAGGCAUUAAAUUUUGCGAUUAAAGCGUUCUCAACCUCAUUUUAUUUUUCAAAAGUCUGAACUUUUUAAAAUAUCGAGAUAAAAUGAAACAAGAAAAACGCAUAUUAACGUUAUUUUACAACAGAAGACAUAGUCAAGGAAUGAGACUUACCAGUUAACCAGCUAAUAAUUUGUCGGUAUUUGAGUAUAUAUUGUAGUUGUUUUAAUUUUUUUUUCUGUGAUUUUAAUUUUCUGUGUGGGUAUUUAAGUUCGCUUGUUUAAAUCUCGCGGGAAUUUUUAUUCGCGGGUCUUUAAUUUCGCGAUUUUUCCACAAUCACGAAUACCGCGAAAUUAAGUGCCAACAAGACGCUACGGAGCGUACACUUCGGCGUCGUGAGUGUGGAACUAAUUAAUUGUAAAUGCGGAGGAAUAGUAAGAAAUCAAAUAUGGCAAGAGUAAGGUGUUAAUUUGUGAAAUUAUGGGAUUUGUCAGGAUAUUCUGAAAAGAGCAACAUCCAAGAGGCCUCCUUGCCAAAAACUAGCAUUUCGGGACAAACUGUCUGCGAGAUAUUAGCCCAGUUAUGCUCUGAUGACUUCAUACAAAUCCUUCUAAAAAUACAAUUCUCUAUUCUUCUUAGUCACAUCAGGCUUCAAAAACAGCAUAGCAGUCUCAAUGUACUGAUUAAAGAUAUGUAAGGCAUGGGUAAGGAAUCAAUUACGUUGAGCAUGGAAUUGGCUAAAACUUAAAGUCACGAGUUCGAAUGUUUUGAGGACAAUUAUUCACUGACUAUCAGCACGCAGGGAUGUCGGAUUAACAAAAGGAAGUUUAACACCAAAGGAACAUAGCCUUUACAGAGCUUUAAAACACGGCAUCCACCAACACAAACUUGACUUGAACUUUGAGUAAAACUAAACAGCCUCUACCAAUAAUAACAAACUCUCACGUGAACUUCAGAUAUCUUACGGCUUCCGCGAACUUGUAAACACAAUACCUGAAAAUCGACCUUCGUCACACUUGACUAACCACAGCAGUCCAGCCCGUGGGAAAAAACUUAGUUCUUCAAAAGAACUAGCUUGAAACUUGUAUACCGUUUGACAUAAGGUUCUAGAAAAUACUGAACAGCAGGCGAAUAGUAGUAGCUUUUCGACAUAUUUUAUGAUUUCAGUAACUGAUGCAAAUCUGCUGACUCAUGCUGAAAUGUAAACAUGCCCUAAUUAAUUAUUCAUGACAAAUCCAAAAACGUAGGGAACGUUCGAGAAAGUCACACAACGCAUGAAAGCAAUUUUAGUACGUAACACUCAACAAAGACAAAAUUUCUUUUUGCAGCGUUUUGUAACUUUAAAUUCAUCAUAAAACAGUUCGAAAGGAGGGCUCACUCGUGAAAUGUUUUUCAACACUCGAAGAGAAAUUUCGUGUCUCUGCGCGGCCACGAAAUAUCCUCUAUUUAUUCCUCGAGUAAUUAAAGACUAAACUCGAAGUGAUCUCAAGAUAUCACGAAGUAGUCCGGUCUCAUUUCGUGAAAUAGUUGAAACAAGCCGAAAAGUCACGAACUUGCACGCCCAAUCUUGUCCCGAAACUAGUGCAUCAUUUCAUAACUAUUUUUCAUAUCCCAAACUACCUUGGGUCGCAGUAGCGCAAUCGGCUAAUCCCUCAACUUAGAGUCUCCUCUGAUCUGACGGGUCACACAGGUGAGUCGGUUCAAACCCCGGGAAAGCCAAAAUAAUAAUUCUUUCUUCCUCGAAAAAGUUUAAGAAUAAAUCAAAGAAAUCGAAGUGAUCUCGAAAUAUCUCGAAUUAAUUCGGGUCUCACUUCGUCAAAUAGCCAAAUAAAACCGAAAACCUACAGACUUUGCAUGCCCAAUCUUGUCAAAAAAUUUUAACUUUGAUACAUUCCUGAGCGUCGCGAAACCUUUACUUCGCGCUCCGCCGAAGUAAUAACUUAGGUAUAUACUCGUGACGUAAUUCCUUUAAUGUUGGUAAUUGAUUAGUUGCAGGUGCCGGCGCAGCAAAGACAGCAAAGAGAUCCAGGUCUUCGAGAAAAGGCAAAAGGCCGUUAUCUUCAUGUGCUGUUCCCGCUCCAAAACAACCGAAACUGUUGAAAGAGGAAGGUAAAGUUCGUUUCUGGGUUAUUUAGAGGAGGGUUAGGAUGGUCUUGUGUCAUCGGUCUCGUUUUUCUAAAAUGCGGCUUCACAAGUUGUAUAGCUUACGAAAUAAGAGUGUGAUAGUACUUCCCGCCGGCUCAACUUGGCUCAUCCCCAUUAUUCUCGCAGCCCUAUCGCCUAAACAGAAGCACUCCUGAAAUAAAGCGUUUCUCUGGGUUACUUUCCUCUGCUGCACAGGGCAGUGGCUUUAUUAUUGGGUCCCCUUUUUCUAGUUUGACAUCACGAGGCUAUAGUUUUGUGGACUCGGUUGCACUUGGAGGAAAUCGUGAGAUUGUCAUGUCCGACACAUUCUCCAAACUUUCAGCGUGCUUCGACUAUGAUAUGAGGUGCAAGUGGAACGAGGCCAAAUUAAGGCUGAGACCCUGGUUAUGCUUUUAUCACGUUACCCUCACUGUAAGAAACUAACUAUUUAGCGGUAGCCUCUAAUCCAUCAGAUCAGCUUCCCACGCAGACCUUCUCAGGGCUUCGUCACACCCUAGGAAAGUCUGCGUGAGAGGCUAGGCUGCUAAAAUCGAACCACAUUCCUUACCCUUUGUAUUUGCGGUGUAAUGAACAAAGCAAUCAUUGGUCAGAAAAUUCAAAAUGACCUUAUCUUAACUCUGUUUUGGAACGCAAAUGGUUCGUACCUUUUUUUGUAAGAAAUGAACCUUAGAAGAGAAAUGUUUUUUGAGAGAGUGUAUGUCACACAGUUUUCACAGUCUUAAAAAUGUAAGCGUUGAUAUUAUUUUCUUUUUCGCCAAAUGUUACCAUUGUCUCGGUGAAGCUUAUUGUGUCACCGAAGGUGUUUUAAUUUAUGUCAUCGAAACUAUUUACUUGUCUAGACAGUAACAUACUUACCUGUAAACUAGUUAUAGCUAUCGCUAAGUGCCAACGAGCAAAGAUUUUACCUAUACGUGAGCGCUGUUGAAUUUGUUUAGAAAUGUCGUGAAACGCUUAACUCGAUUACAUUGAAAAUAGUGCAAACUUAAAGCAAGGGUUACACAUACACCAACCCACGGCCGGUCCAAUACCUCACGUAUGCGCACAGCCAUAUCACGCGGGCAGUGGCAGCCACAGGCAGCUGUUUCGCCCUUAUUGGGACCCACCAGUGCGGCAAAGCCGUUGGUUAAUGAACGGGGAAAACCCGCAUCUCAAAAACCUCUCAAAGAUGAGUGCAAAGCAGUCUGUCAAGCACCAGCUCCACACGGUACAUAUGGGAGCUGUUGGCUAGCAACCGCACAGCAGUUCUACCACGACAUGGGCGGGGAAGGGGGAUCACGAGUAAAGCAAGGGGGACACAUACACCAACCCACGGCCUGGCCAUUACCUCACGCAUGCGCACAGCCAUACCACACGGGCAGUGGCAGCCAUGGACAGCUGUUUCGCUCUUACUAAGGCUCAUCAGAAUGGCAUAGGCGUCGGUCAGUGACCAGGGAAAACCCGUGUAUAAAACACCCUUUCCUGCUGAGGCGAGUCCUUUAAGUGCCAACUCCACACAAACAUGUGGGAGCUGUUGGCUGGGAGCCGUACGGCAGUUCUCCCACGACAUGCGCGGUGAAGGCAGAUCAUGGGUUUAGUGUAUGUGUGCCCUCGUUUUGAUUUGCCUUUUGAAAAUAGUGAACUAAACUGUUUCCUGCAUAAAAAAUUUGAAAUCCGUUCUUAACGCAGCAACUUUUUCAAAUUUUGUUCGCGUUUUUCUUCGAAGUCGCGCGCAAGUCAUUUUGCGUAAAAUUUAGUGGUCUUAUAAGCAAAUUUAGGGCCUGUUUACGUGGAGUAGGGGACCCCGGUCUAGUGGGGUUGGUUUCUUUUGUUUUCACGCUCUGGGGGACACAAAACAAAAGAAACCUACCCCACUAGACCGGGGUCCCCUACUCCAUGUAAACAGGGUCUAAAAAUCCUCGAAAAAUCAUAUUGAAGUCCGCGAAUAUUCAACGUACAGACUUAUAUUUGGUCUCUUUUUAAAGCUAAAAAAAAUAUGGUGCGCCAAUGAAUAUUUUGCUUCAAAGACACGAAAAAUUUCGCUACGUUAUUAUUUUUCUUAGUGGUAUGCAAUAAAAAAUUCCGGCGGGCAAAUGCGACAGAUAUCGCGUAGGAUGGAAAUGAUCCACCCGACAAUUGGUUGAAGACGGGAUGAGCACGGGACUCACAAACACGCACACGGCUCGUGGAUUCUCUGUUCUGUAUCACGUGUUCGCUCGAAAACAAUGCAAUCUCUGUUCUGCAUUACGUCAUGGUUGCCUUACAUUGACUAUUUUCCAAUUGCCCAUAAAACACUCUGUUUGCCCCCCAAAUUUUGCAUAACUUAUUGUCUUAAAAUGCUCUUGGGAAAAUGCAAUACUCCCAGGAGCAUUUAAAAACAAUGGUUUAUGCAGAAUUUGGGGGGCAAACAGAGUGUAUUAUGGGCAAUUGGAAAAUAGAGAAUUAUUCUAUUUACAUCGAUUCGAGAUUUUUUUGCCCCUGGAACAAUCGUGCACCGCUCUAUUAGGCUGCCACCUCGCGUUUUUGCAAGGCUGCUCGUUGGCAACAAAAUAAGGAGAAUUAACGGCCUUUCUCCUAACUGCGGAGAGAAAAGCAUGUCACAGAUUAAAAAUAAUCCGUUUGGAGUGUCAAGUCUUUACGUUUGUGCUUAUUGACAAAUAUUCCCUCACUUUUUUAUUUCCAGCAGGUUUGGACAACUCGGUUGUUGUUGAACUGCUCAAAGCUGAAUACAAAAGGCGCUCCCAGUUAAGACCUCUUCUUUGGGAUAGCACUAUCGAGUUACCCCUAGAGAACGUUUACACGAGACUGAAAAUCAUUUCAAGAGGAAAGUUAGAGAGUGGUAAUGACGAAGUGAACGUGACUCAAAUCUUCAAGAUCCUUGAAAAAGGUAAGGAUGUCAUGACGCUUGUCGAAGGAAGUCCAGGAAUCGGCAAAACAACGUUUUGCCUUAGACUUGCUUAUGACUCUACACAUGGAAAAAUCCCAACAGAGUGUUCCUUUCCCAAGUUUGAAGUUGCGUUGCUUCUGAAAUGUCGAGACAUUGAUGGAAAUAUAAUGGAUACCAUAAGGAAACAACUUCUGCCCAGAGAUAUCGAGGAGAAGAUUGUAGAGAAAUUGUUGUUCUUCUUGAAGGAUAUUCAUAACCAGGAGAGAAUUUUGAUCAUUUUGGAUGGUUUGGAUGAGCUGCCUGAAAAAUCACGGCACCAUGUCGAUGAGCUGCUUCACAGAAGAAUUUUCCCAUUUUGCUAUGUCUUGGCUACGUCACGACAAGAAAGAGGAAUUGAAGUGCGAAAAAACUUUGUAUUUGACAUUCAUUUAGAGAUUAAAGGGUACACGGAAAGUGAUGCUAUUGUGUACGUAAGAAGACACUUCAAAACCAUUGGUCAGUCACCAAAGGGGGAGAGGCUCAUUGAGGAAAUGCAACAGAACACCUUCUUGAAUGCACUCCAAAAUAACCCGUUAAAUUUACUUCUCCUUUGUGUUGUUUAUGAGGACUACGAGGGAAAAUUGCCGACUUCCCGGACGGAACUUUACCAAGUCAUUGUCCGAUGUCUUUUGAGACGAUACUGCGCCAAACGCAACUUGCCAGCUCCUGAAGAUGACAGUGUCCUGGAGAAAACGUUUGAAAAGGAAAUUCUUGCGCUGGGAGAGAUAGCUUGGUUUUGCCUGUUGAAUGAUCGUUAUGGUUUCCGUGAAACUGAAUUGGAUGAGUUUGAAAGGCAAUACCCGGGAUUGGUAGCUCGUGAGCUAGGCCUUCUUUACAAGGAAGAAAGUCUAAAGAGAUUAAAGCCUCAACAUGAGUACUGCUUUCUUCACAAGACCUUCCAAGAGUACGUGGCUGCUGCGUAUAUCGCAGAGAAGUUAGUAAAUCGGCAGUUUAAUGUAUUCGAGGACAUAAGCUUUUUUGACUUGGUAACGAAAUAUCCACAAGUGUUUAUUUUUGUUUCUGGGAUGCUGGGCGAGAAAGCAACUGUCCUAUUCACCCAGAUUGGCGAGGAGUUAAAGAAAAAUGACUGGGACUGGAACUGUUACAACCAUUGCAGUGAGGAGGGAGCUACUUUCUUUAUUGAAAGCUUUAAUGAGAGUGGACAUCCUGAACAAACGGCAGCUUCUCUAUGUAAAAUUAUACCUUUUCCAAAGGUCAUAACCGUUGAGUCAGAUAAAGAUUACAAUGCUUCUUUUGUGGAGGUUUUAAUGGCUUGUAAGAGCUUUUCAAAUCUACAGACACCUGUUGAACUCCAUGCUGAUACAUGUUCUUUGGAGGAAGUAGUGAAUGGCGUAUUGGAUUAUAUAGAAUCCUGUCCGCAGUUGACAAUCGUAAGUGUUGUUUAUGAUGAGGAAUCUUUGAUGUCAUUUGAUAGAGAUCGUCUUUGCAAAUGGUUUUCUGCGACCAAAACUCUAUCAGAGUUUACUCUUAAAGUCAGAUAUUAUUUCAACCCUGCGGAGGGCGACCUGCUGGUUCAAAUUGGACAUGGGUUGGCUUCAUGUCGAACUUUGACAAAAGCGACGUUUUCUUUGUCUGGAUAUGCUUAUAGCGAGGGUUUUUUCAACGCGCUUGAAACUGGAUUGGCACCGCUGACGUCUGUUGGUCUCGAGGUACAUGGCUCAAUGAAGUACACUACGACACCAGCCUUACAAAAUUUUUUGUCAAAUAAAUCCUUGAAUUCUGUUUCUCUUUGUAUUGUUGGAGGCGUGCAGGAUUUGUUAGUAGCUGCUGUUAGUGAAGCACUGGCAAGACAAACAGUUUUAAAAUCUCUUGAUCUUCAUUUUGGUGGACCGCUGAGUUCCUCUAGUGCCAGUUUCCUGGAAAAAGGGCUUAUGGAAAAUAGUUCUUUGAAUUAUAUAAGACUGUGUGUCCACAGUGAGCUCCCUGGUAACUGGCAUUCUGUAGUGGAAAAUCUUCGCUUGGCGAAAAAGUCCCCCGUUUGCUGUUGUAUUUAUCCAAACACCUUUAACAACGUAGUAAAUAAUUAUUUCCAUUCUGUUCUGGUUAGGAAAGGGUUAAAUGUAAAGCAACACUUAACUGUUAACGUCUGGGGUGAGAUGAAAUGCGAAGCGGCAGAAGCUCUCUGUGAAGUCUUGGCACCUUCCUCCAUUACUGUUCUCACCUUAAACGUGCGUGGAAAUUUGACAAGUGAAAUUUCUAAUUCCAUUGCAAGAUGUUUGGAAGAAAACAAAACACUAUCUUCCCUGUCCAUCUAUUUAUGGGGCGAGUUGACAACAGAGGAAGGUAUUGUUCCUUCCAGCCUUUCAAAAAACAGUCGCGUUCAGUUAAAUGUACAUGAUGUGGGUAUAGGCCCAGCUGAGUCGAACAAUGUUCCUGUUAUCCCUACCGAUAACCCUGCUGCAUUGAGAGUUUUUUUCACCAAAGUCAAGGAUAAAAGAAAAGAAAAGGUCAGUCUUACAAUCAAUAACGAUAGUUAUGGUACCACGGAGUGGACAGGUUGUCUCGGUGAUGCUUUGGCAGAAAAUCCAUCUCUGACCACGCUUGAUCUUACAGUCAACAGCUGCGUCGUGGAUGCAGAUUUGGGAGAAAACCUUGGGAAUAGUUUAUUACAAAGCAGUUCUUUAACAUCUCUUAGUCUCACAUUCAACUUCAGUAACAUGAAAGAAGGAUGGGAAUCCAAACUGGGUGAGCGCUUGAUUAAAAUGGCAUCUUUAACUACACUCAGUCUUGAAAUAAACGGCGACGGCGAGUGGAAUCAGAAGGAUAGUUUGAGUCGUACACUCAGAAGCCUUGACUAUGUUAAGGAGAAUCAGGAGAAUGGUUUGAGUCUGACUAAACUGAGUAACGUGCUAGCGGCAAUCAAAUCAUUAUCUUCCCUUUCUGUUGCAAUCCAUAGUGCUAGCAUGUGUUCAUUUUGGGAUGAGGUUGUAGGUGACUGUUUGAUAAAAUGCACGUCACUUAAGAAACUUAGUCUCACAUUUGACGCGGGUGAAUACGUUUAUUGCAGUUUUAAUGGCCUUUGUAACGGCUUGGUGACAACAAGCUCAUUAGAUACAUUAUGUGUCGCAAUUUUUACUAACGGCCCCACUGAUGGGUAUUUGUCAAGUUUGUUUUUUAGUCUUAAUCAAGGUCUGUCAUUAAACUGGUCAGUAAGCACACUGACACUAACAGUAACUGCGGCAGCAGAUGAAACAGGUUAUAUUAGUCAGCUGUUCAAUUUCGAUCAUGGACUGUCAGUGAACACGUCAAUAACUACGUUAAAUGUCACAAUAAAUGAGUAUGGUGAUGGAGAAUCGUUUAUACCCCUGUUUCUACGCCGCUUUGGAGUGUUUAGCGGCUUGGCAAAUAACACAUCAGUUACCACAUUCAAUCUGACACUCAACAGUAGCAGAGACGUGACUGAUGACUGGUCAACAGGCCUUCCCGUCGUCUUGAUGAAAAACAAGUCAUUAACUACUCUGAGAUUAAAAGUGAACAACCAUUGUGCUACAGGUGAAAGUCGUUUACAUGACUUUAGCAAACUUUUAAUAGUAAGCAGAUCAUUAUCCUUACUUGAACUCGAUGUAAGUUUCUAUGGAAAAGAGAGUGGGUGCCAUAAGGUUUUAAUUCAGUAG